Molecule: messenger RNA, 819 nt
Organism: Medioppia subpectinata
Lineage: Eukaryota; Metazoa; Arthropoda; Arachnida; Sarcoptiformes; Oppiidae
Source: the annotation of a GenBank genome assembly
AUGUCUGUUAUAUACGACUUUACGGGUAAAGUAGUGUUAAUCACGGGCUCGAGUUCGGGCAUCGGUGCGGCCACUGCUGUCCAGUUCAGUAAAGCCGGCGCUCAAGUGGUGGUCACCGGACCUCCUGAUCGUCUACCCAUAGAUACGGCCAAAGAGUGUCUGAAAGUAUCGCCGAAAGGGUUGAAAGCACUGGAAGUGACGGCAGAUGUGACCAAACGGGAAGACAUGCGACGACUCGUCGAUCAGACUAUCAAACAUUUCGGUAAACUUGAUAUUCUCGUCAAUAACGCCGGCGCAGGACUUAAUGCCAGACCAACUGAUGAGGACUUUUACGAAAAAUACGAGAAAGUGAUGGCAAUUAAUCUCAAUUCUGUCGUCUAUUUAACGCAUAUUUGUGUCGAGUAUUUGGAGAAAACUAAAGGAAAUAUCAUUAAUAUUUCGAGUAUUGGCGGAAAGAAAGCCCAUUUAGAUUUUGCCCCGUAUUGUAUGGCAAAGUGUGCGGUGAAUAUGUUCACUAAAUGUAUGGCAGCCGAGUUGGGCCCUAAGCGCAUCCGGGUUAAUGCAAUUAGCCCGGGGCCGACGCGCACCGGUAUUGUUACAGCAAUGGGCGCAACACAGGCCGAGUCCGAUAAGUUUUUUGAUGCCUUCGCUAAAAUAAUGCCGGUCGGCCGCUGCGGCUUGCCUGAAGAUAUUGCUGGUAGUAUCCUAUACCUGGCCAGUGACCAUGCUGCUUUUGUCACCGGCACCAACCUUGUUUGUGAUGGCGGCUCCGUUGCCGCCAAUGCACUCAACACCGAUAGUCUUAAGACUUUUUAUUAA